Molecule: messenger RNA, 894 nt
Organism: Eremothecium cymbalariae DBVPG#7215
Lineage: Eukaryota; Fungi; Ascomycota; Saccharomycetes; Saccharomycetales; Saccharomycetaceae
Gene: RPL5
Product: 60S ribosomal protein uL18
Exons: 1
Coding region: 1-894 (297 amino acids)
Biological process (GO): ribosomal large subunit assembly; translation
Cellular component (GO): ribosome; cytosolic large ribosomal subunit
Molecular function (GO): structural constituent of ribosome; 5S rRNA binding
Source: RefSeq, a predicted model, not a curated record
AUGAGUUUCAUCAAGUCCAUCAAGACGUCAGCUUACCACUCCAGGUUCCAAACCCCAUUCAGGAGAAGAAGAGAGGGUAAGACCGACUACUACGCCAGAAAGAGAUUGGUUGCUCAACACAAGGCCAAGUACAGUUCUCCAAAGUACAGAUUAGUUGUUAGAUUCACCAACAAGGAUAUCAUUUGCCAGAUUGUCUCAUCCACCAUCACCGGUGACAUUGUUUUGGCGGCUGCUUACUCGCAUGAGUUGCCUAGGUACGGUAUUAAGCACGGUUUGACCAACUGGUCCGCAGCUUACGCUACUGGUCUAUUGGUUGCCAGAAGAACAUUGAAGAAGUUGGGUUUGGACGAGACCUACCAAGGUGUUGAGGAGCCAGAAGGUGAGUACGAGUUGACCGAGGCUGUUGAGGACGGCCCCAGACCAUUCAAGGUGUACUUGGACAUUGGUCUGCAGAGAACCACCACUGGUGCCAGAGUCUUUGGUGCUUUGAAGGGUGCUUCCGACGGUGGUUUGUACGUUCCUCACUCUGAAAACAGAUUCCCAGGUUGGGACUUUGAAACCGAGGAGUUGGACGCCGACUUGUUGAGAACCUACAUCUUUGGUGGUCACGUGUCUGCUUACAUGGAAGAGUUAGCUGACGAUGAUGAGGAGAGAUACAAGCAAUUGUUCAAGGGUUACCUCGAGGAUGACAUCGAUGCCGAUGCCGUCGAGGACAUAUACGCCGAGGCUCAUGCUGCUAUCAGAGAAGACCCAACCUUCAAGCCUACUGAGAAGAAGUUCACCAAGGAACAGUACGCUGCUGAGUCCAAGAAGUACAGACAAACCAAGUUGUCCAAGGACGAAAAGAAGGCCCGUAUUGUUGCCAAGAUCGCUGCCUUGACUGCCCAGGAAUAA